AUGACCCAAACAACUUUGCUUCAAUACGAAGCACCAUGGCCUGUACACGCGCUCGAUUGGUGCAAGUCAACUGCACCUGGACAUCAAUCUCGUCCACGAUCGGCUUUCCGUCUCGGAAUUGCAUCCUUCUCUGAAGACUAUCGGAAUCGGAUUGCUAUCGUAGGACUUCAAGAUGAGCGCGUCCUUGUCGAAGAUGAUUAUACCGAUUACCCCGACUUUGUGACACUGGUGGAGGCGAACCAUGGAUACCCAGCCACCAAUCUGCAAUGGCAACCUGCGAGUGCGAGCGGCUUCUCGUGGACUGGUAAAGCGCCAGCUGCAGAGUUACUUGCGACGACUGGAGAUGCAUUGAGGGUAUGGGAGUAUUUUGGAGAUGCGCCACCAGCGUCGUCGGCUUAUGUUGGGAGGCAGCCCACGGGUGGAGGGCAUCGGUUGACACUUAAGACGGCAUUGUCUGGGCAAUCCAAAGUGCAAAGCCAGUCUACCGGACCACCAUUAACCAGCUUCUCUUGGAAUGAGAAAGCCCCCAGCUUAGUUGUCACAUCAUCAAUAGACACGACGUGUACCGUCUGGAACAUCGAUACGUCCACUGCCAUAACACAACUCAUUGCUCACGAUCGAGAAGUUUACGAUGUUGCAUGGCUUCCGGGAUCGACAGAUAUAUUCGUAUCAGUUGGGGCAGAUGGUAGUCUUCGUGCGUUUGACCUACGGAGUCUCGAACAUUCUACUAUUCUGUAUGAAACACCGGCACCCAAAAGCGGUCCGACCGCAGCCUCAGCAUCAUCGCGUCUACCUACAUCGCCUCUCUUACGCAUUGCAUUCAACCCUGCUGACUCAAAUUACAUGUCCACAUUUCAUAUGGAUGGACAGGAUGUGCAGAUUUUGGAUAUGCGGAGUCCUGGUCAGCCGGUGAUAGAACUGAGAGGGCAUCGCGCGCAGGUGAACGCGAUGGGAUGGAGCACAACAGAUAGACCAACACUGGCUACCGCAGGGGAUGAUUGCCAAGUUCUACUUUGGGACCUUGCUACCUACACACAAACGGCAACCUCUCCUCGCACUGCAAAUUCUCGCUUAAAUUCACCACGGCCAGACGUGAAGAAACGUGUGGUCAACGAUCCGAUAAUGGCCUAUUCUGCUAGCAGCGAAGUGACCAACCUCGCAUGGUCUCCUCAGAUACCAGGGAUGACGAUGAAUACGGGACACUCGACAGCGCCUGGAGAGUGGCUAGCGAUUGCAAGCGGGAAGUCUAUCAAGGCACUCAAGGUGUGA
Molecule: messenger RNA, 1269 nt
Organism: Suillus subaureus
Lineage: Eukaryota; Fungi; Basidiomycota; Agaricomycetes; Boletales; Suillaceae
Product: WD40-repeat-containing domain protein
Exons: 4
Coding region: 1-1269 (422 amino acids)
Cellular component (GO): nucleus
Molecular function (GO): protein binding
Source: RefSeq, a predicted model, not a curated record